Messenger RNA from Gaeumannomyces tritici R3-111a-1, 1662 nucleotides. Its product is annotated as inulinase. Bases 1 to 1662 code for a protein of 553 amino acids. Gene Ontology annotation, cellular component: fungal-type vacuole. The transcript has 6 exons. The record is from RefSeq and is a predicted model, not a curated record. Lineage: Eukaryota; Fungi; Ascomycota; Sordariomycetes; Magnaporthales; Magnaporthaceae. Gene Ontology annotation, molecular function: sucrose alpha-glucosidase activity. Gene Ontology annotation, biological process: sucrose catabolic process.
AUGGUGCCACGUCGAGGGACAGACAAGGCGCUCGCGCGCGGCAAACCGGAACUAGUGUGGGGUAAUAGGCCCCCAACGGCCAAGUUUGGUGCUGCCCGAAUAAGAUUCGGAGCCAACUACGCAGUCGGGCUGCCACUACUUUACCCACUCUCCAUCAUCGCUCGCGGGGCGGCAGCCGACGACCUCGCUACUACGGCUAGGAUGCUGCCGGAUUCCCUCCGAGCAUCCGCUACUCUGGCAAUCAUCGUCGCCGCGGCGGCGUCGCCACUCACAUCCACAGGAGCGUGGGCUCGCCAACAGCAGCAACAUGCCAGACACUCCCCAGCAAUCGCUCGGUCGCUCGGCGUGCCAGAGGCGGGGGACUACACGGGCGCGCUCCGGCCGCAGCACGCCUACUACCAGCACAACCCGACAAGGCUGUCGGCCGGCAACCAGCACUGGGGCCACGCGACGAGCCGGGACCUGUACCACUGGGAGAACCAGCCGGAGGCGCUGUCGCCGCCGCCGCGGGCUCGCGCGUCCGUCCUCUCGGGCAGCGUCGUAACGGACCCCAACAACACGCCGGGCUUCUUCCUGGACCGCGACAGCGGCGUGGUGGCCGUGUUCACGCUGGCGGAGCACGCCGAGGACGACGGCACGCCCGGCACGCAGACGCAGGCGCUGGCCUACUCACUCGACGGCGGCUACUCGUUCCGGCACUACGACGGCAACCCCGCCAUCGACGGCGACGACGGCCAGCUCCGCGACCCAAAGGUCGUCCGGCACGAGAACCGCUGGGUCAUGGUGCUCGCGUACGCGCGCGAGCCCGCCGUCGGCAUCUACUCGAGCCCGGACCUGCGGCACUGGACGCACGAGUCCAACUUUUCGCGGCACGGCCCGCCAGGCGCGCAGUGGGAAAGCCCGAACCUGGUACAAUGCAGGGGGCGGGUCGGCGACGCAGUACUUCCCUGGCGAGUUCAACGGCACGCACUUUUCGCCCUGGGACGGCGCGACGCGCAUCGCCGACUUCGGCAAGGCAACUACGCGGCGAAGUACUUCUACGGCCUGCCCGAGGGCUCCGACGCCGUCGGCCUGGGCUGGGCCUCCAACUGGCAGUACGCCGAGCGCGUGCCCAUGGGCCAGCUGGAGGGGUGGCGCGGCGGCUUCACGCUGCCGCGCGUCCACUACCUGGCCAAGGCGCCGCGCGUUGGUGGACCAUGCUUCGACGGCGGCGGGGCGGCAGGUCCAGGCGGGCAGGGUGACGGGCGGACGGCGGCGCUGGGGCCGGGGGAGUCGGGGUCCGGGGCGUACUACAUCGACGCCAACGUGACGGGGCUGGACGCGGCGAGGCUAGGACCAGACGCGCAGCUCAACUUCUCGCUGUCGUCGCCGUCGACGGGCGAGGCGCUGCGGUGGGGCAUAGACUUUGGCGGCGGCAUGGCCUCUGGAUCGACCGGUCUGGGGCACGCGCUCUACGGGCCGGGGGCGCCGGCGUGGCGGAUGCAGGCGGUAGUGGACCGGAGCAUCUUCGAAGUGUUUGUCGACGGCGGCAUCCACGCGGCGACAGUGCUGAUCCUCCCGGCCAGCGUGUUGAAUGAGUUUGAGGUCAAGGUUGGAGGGCUCUCGCCUGACGCUAGGGUGAGCAUCGCCGUGAACGGCCUGGAGAGCGUGUGGAAAAGCUAG